Lolium perenne is the source of this 1676-nucleotide messenger RNA. RefSeq lists its product as uncharacterized. Gene Ontology annotation, molecular function: carbohydrate binding. NCBI's taxonomy places the organism in Eukaryota, Viridiplantae, Streptophyta, Magnoliopsida, Poales, Poaceae. The record is from RefSeq and is a predicted model, not a curated record.
UUUUGACUUUGGAAAUAUAUAUAGGCUUGUGCCAUGCAAUUAGCUGUAUGUAUAAAUAGACCACGAGCCAAGGUACAUGGAUUUGGGUCGUUGACAUCUAGGUGUAUAUUUUUCAUUUUGAUUACGGCCUAACGCACCGGCCUUUGACUUGAGCAUUUCGUGAGGGGUUUGACAUAUUUUCUAGCUACCUCCACCAGCGCAUCACGGAAUCCGCGAGCUAUAAAGAUCCACAGCCAUUAUGUGCACGUAAGACAUCGAUGCGGAUGGCGCCGCGCUCUUGUCGGCUUCCCCUGCUUCUGCUCUUCGCCUCGGCGACGGCCAUCUCCUGCCACGGCGCCGCGACUGGCUCCGGCCACUACAGCUUCCCGGUGUUCGACGGCAAGUCAAACACCGACGGCGUCGUGGUGGUCACCAACUCGUCCAUGCUGGCGCCGGCCACCUUCCUCUUCGACGCCCAGAUCUUCCCGGAGUUCAACGAGUCCAAGGGCUUCGUGCUCCUCUCCCGGGCCGUCGCACUCUGGCGCGCCGCCGACGAUGGCACCCGCGAUGAGGCGUCCUUCAGCACCAGCUUCACGGUGGACGGCUCGGACACGGUCGCGUUCGUCGUCCUCCUCGACAGCUUCCCGCCGUUCAACAGCAAGAACAGGAAGCCGCCACGGGACAGGAAUGGCCCGGCCUUGUCUACCGUUGCUGCCGUGUCGAGCGCCGCCAACAGCCUCGCCGCCGUGGAGGUUGGCACGGUAAGCUCGUACGGUCCACGGCCACCUCCGGGCGUCGGCCUAAACGUCACCAUCACGCCGAACAGCUCGUCUGCGGCCAGAGCCAGCCAGCUCGCCGUGCGGAUUGAAUACAAAGCCUCCGUGCACCGAUUGUCGGUCUACGUCGGAUACGCGGACGCCGGCGACAGCACACCCGCCCUCCUCGAAGCGCCGCUCGACCUCGCCGGCCGUCUGCCUGCCCAGGACGCGCUGGUGGGGUUCUUCGCCGCGACGGUCCGGGACGUCGUCGUCGGCGUCAGCGGCUGGGACCUGACGGUCGACGCUCUACCAGACGACGACGACGGCGACGCUGGACCACCGCUUCAAGAUGGCGACGAACAGAGCGCGCGGUUGUCGCCGUCAUCGCGGCUGGCGAUACUGCUCGCGGUGCUGGGUUCUGUGGCGGCCGUGUGCGUCGCCGUCGUCUCCGUGAUGUUGUACCGCGUCGUGUCCAGGCGCAGAGCGGUGGACAUGGAGGUGCAGAAAUGCUACAAAGAUUACUUCGCGAGGACGACUCACUGAUCGAGUCAAGUCAAGUGGUUGGUGUGACUUCAGUGACUGUGUGUGACGACAAUACAUAGCCAGCUGCUGCUCGCCCGACGGGAUCCUGUUUCGCCUGACAAUACCUAGCGAAGAAGGCUUUGCACAGCGAUCAAAUUGCUCGUCCCGUUGGAAGAUUCACAAGGCCGGUUUGGGUGUCCGCAUUUUCCAGAACAAAAGGAGUCCCAUGCAUGAAAUUUUUCAGGAAUAUGAACAUGCAUAUAGGAGCAUGUUGUCAGCAUAAUCUAUACUCUAAUGACUUGACUGGAACAUGCAUAUCAGAGCAUGUUGAGUUAUAGUAGUAUUUGUUUAGAUAAGUUUUUUUUCUCUUUCCUUACGUAUAGAUUUGAUCACAAGAAUCAAUUAAAAUAUUAUACG